Prunus avium (sweet cherry) is the source of this 2351-nucleotide messenger RNA. RefSeq names its product ubiquitin-like-specific protease 1D. Gene Ontology annotation, molecular function: cysteine-type peptidase activity. Gene Ontology annotation, biological process: proteolysis. The record is from RefSeq and is a predicted model, not a curated record. Lineage: Eukaryota; Viridiplantae; Streptophyta; Magnoliopsida; Rosales; Rosaceae.
AACUCAAACUUCGUGUCGUGAAAAUGAAAAUGAUGAAGACGAACCCAAUUUUGGGGUGAUAGUAAAGAUGAAACAGAAACGCAUAAAUGGUGUGUCAUCCUCUGUGUGCUGACCUCAAUAUUACCAAAAGACUAAAAAGAACAAGACUUUACUGACUUAACAGUCCCAAAUACGAGAGAGAGAGAGAGAGAGAGAGGGAGGCAGUGAGUUUGUGAGAGAAUCACAAUCACACAGAGAGAGAGAGAGAGAGAGAGAGAGAGUGAGUUUCAGAGAGCCCUCAUUUUUGGGCUUUCACAUUCCAUGCAUGGAAGAAGAGAAGGGUAAGAAGGGGGGGAUUGAUAUUGACUGGAACAACGUCUUGGACUCUCGCGAUGACCAUUGCGACCCACUGGAGAGAGUGGCCGUGCCGGAGCCCAAGCCAAAGACCUCCACUGCCGACGAGCCACCUAAGCAGUCUGGAAUGGGUGACGAUCAGCAGCGAGAUCGUUUAUACGAGGACAUGCCCGAUUCCGAGCUCGAUGAUUCGAUUCGUCGGAACAAGCUUACUCAGCAGAAGAUGGCCCACAGAUUGCCUGACAAAGGCGAAAAGCUCCAAAUUGCUCUUAAGCGAAUGGAGGACGAAUGGGAGCGACGGAGGAAACUAAGACGGGACGGGACGGGUACUGGUAAGUGGGAGAAGCCCACACAAGCCGUGAUCUCUAGAAAUAUAGGUGCUUCUAUUGGCUCCAGAGAGGAGGCUUCAUUCGCUUCCCUUUUUAAACGAAAGCUGGAAGAAAAUUCAGAUUCUAGGACAGCCAGUGAAUAUCAUGGAGAAUCAUCUUUACAUCCCUGUAACCGUCAGAACAUGAAAAACAAUGGAGAGUUAUUGCAAAAGGGAGGACAUAAAGGUCGUUCUUCAUCAAGAUUUUUGCGUCGUCAAUGCCCUAGCAAUUUCUAUCAUAAAAGAGAUAAAUGCUCUCUUUCAAAUGGUGAUCAUAAAGGCAUGGAUUCUUCCCCUUAUCCACUUCGCCACUGUGGGGAGAACAUGUCUAGUUGUGCCACAAGGAAUGAUGCUUCUCAAGUAAAUGGUUUGAGGCCUAGGAAGGCUCAGAACAUUGUUGUUGUGGAUGACGAGGAAACUCAGUCUAUGGACACGACAGAGGAAGCAGAAGAACUUCCUGAAUGCAUGAAAGAGACGAAGAUCUACUACCCAUCAAGAAGAGAUCCAGAAUCUGUAGAAAUUUGUUAUGCGGACAUCAAGUGCCUUGAUCCUGGAUGCUACUUGACAUCGACUAUUAUGAACUUCUACAUCCGAUAUCUACAGCAACAAGCAUCCUCAAAGGACAGGGGAAUAUUCGACUGCCAUUUCUUUAAUACAUUUUUUUACGAGAAGCUCAAAGAGGCUGUUGCAUAUAAGGGGAACGACAAGGAUAAACUUUUUGGUAAGUUUAGAAGGUGGUGGAAGGGUGUUAAUAUAUUCCAGAAGGCAUAUUUACUUAUUCCGAUUCAUGAAGAUGUACAUUGGAGUCUAGUGAUUAUUUGUAUCCCUGACAAGGAAGAAGAAUCUGGACCAAUUGUACUUCAUUUAGAUUCCUUAGGAGUCCAUUCUCCCAGAUCAGUUUUUCAAAAUAUUAAAAGCUAUUUGAAAGAAGAAUGGAACUAUUUGGAUCAAGAAGUCGCCGUUUCAGAUAUUCCUAUUUCAGACAGUAUAUGGAACCAACUUCCCAAUAAAAUUGAAGAGAAAAAACUUGCGGUGCCCCAACAGAGAAAUGAGUAUGAUUGUGGUCUCUUUGUACUUUUCUUCAUGGAGCGAUUCAUUGAAGAGGCUCCUCAAAGGCUGCAAAGGAAAAAUUUAGCAAUGUUUGGCAAGCGGUGGUUCAAACCUGAAGAGGCUUCCAGUUUGAGAAUGAAAAUCCGGAAGCUACUCAUACAAGAAUUUCGAGAUGCACAUUAGGUUAAUUGCUCUAAAGAAUCUUCUCCACAGUCUGGUGCUUCUGAAGAAUGAAUUGGUAAAUGGAUCCUGACUGAAUCUGGUGUAAAUGUGGCAACCAAUGCUGCAUUAAAUCAGGUGUUCAUCCAUGUAUAGCUCAAACAGCUGUCUAAAUGAUCUUUUGAGUUUAGAAUUGUAUAGCCUGGAAAAUUGGUUUUAAAUGCCAUUUUAACGAGAGGGAGGAUACCAGUUUGCCCAGGACAAGGCGUACAUCUUAGUCAUUUACGUUACUGACCAUUCUUGGUGAGUUAGCAUGAUGCUUCAUCAACUGUAUAGUAGGAAAGAAAAUUAGGGCUAAAAGUCAUGGCGGACUUCUUAAGCUAAUGUUCACAAUUUACAUUGUAUGUUAACGAGUGAAGCUGUCUUUUUGAAGUGAUUUCCG